Messenger RNA from Notechis scutatus (mainland tiger snake), 1707 nucleotides. Lineage: Eukaryota; Metazoa; Chordata; Lepidosauria; Squamata; Elapidae. The record is from RefSeq and is a predicted model, not a curated record.
CAGUACAGGAAAGACCUGUAGCAUGUUAAGUGAACGCAGCCAGUUGUGACUUAGUUGAUAAACGUGGCCAAGAAUGAGCUAUGAAGUCCAUCCAAAGCCUGCUUGAGGAAAUUCUGUCUCAGUCCCGUCACAAGCAGAAAAAUCACUGAUGACUUUCUCAAAGGUUGAUCAUGGUUAAGGCAAAAGGCUUUAUCGUUUGCAGAAGAAAGCUCUAAGACAAGAAAAUGGAUUACACCAGUCAGGAUUCUGUCCCACAAUAUAUAGAGUCCUCUCAUUUGCAAGGAAAUGACGAUUCAGACCUUUUCUUUACGAGUCCUGAGGGAAUUGAUUCCAAUGCUUUGCCCACAUAUUUCUCUCGAAUGCCUGAAUCUUACAGACACUCUCCAGUGUGGCAAUUAUACCCUCUUCUCAAUGGUUUGCAAUGGGGGGAAAGCCAUCCCUACAGCACAGCAGCCUGGGUGUCCAAUCCCUCUGGGAAAAACCACACUGGACUUCCUAUCUACACCUCUGCCACGUCCUCCUACCACACCCUGCAUUCACCACCCUCUCCCAAGGACCUUUCCCCCGAUGGCAAGAGCAGCCCCAGGUAUCUGGAGAUGUUGAAGACAGAACGGAUCAGCCCCACUCAUGCUGAACUGCUGCCCCUCGGGACCUCAACUGGCAUGGCCCUAAGUCCUUACACUAUGGGACAGGAGUAUGGAUAUUUCCCGAUGCCUGGAAGCCCCCUGACAGCUGGAUAUUCCCCCAAACUCCGAGGGACAAUGCAGCUCUCCCCCAGUGAGGCACGUGAGUGUGUGAAUUGUGGAGCUACAGCCACCCCACUGUGGAGGAGAGAUGGCACUGGGCACUAUCUUUGCAAUGCCUGUGGGCUCUAUCACAAGAUGAAUGGUCAGAACCGGCCCCUCAUUCGGCCCAAGAAACGCCUGAUUGUCAGCAAGCGAGCUGGAACCCAGUGUAGUAAUUGCCAAACGACUACCACAACUCUUUGGCGCCGUAACAUGAAUGGAGAACCCGUAUGCAAUGCCUGUGGCCUCUAUUACAAACUGCACAAUGUGAAUCGUCCCUUGGCAAUGCGCAAGGACGGGAUUCAAACACGGAACCGCAAGGUCUCCUCCACCAAAUCCAAAAAGCGCAAAGGGAAUUCUGGGGAAACCACAAUCCCUGCAAACACCCCCUUGGAAAUGAUGCCCUCUUCCUUGAUGGGGGAAGAAGCUGCUGCCCUCUAUCCUCUCAGCCCCAUGAUGCUACCAGGACACCUGCUCCCCUUUGGAGCCAAUCCUCAUUUUUUAGGAUCUCCAACAAGUUUUCCUCCACAGGCUUCCCCCAUCCCACAUGGUUCCCUAGGUGUGGUCUCCGCUCUGGUGUAAACAGCCUUGUAGCCUGUGCAUGCACACACACACUUUUAUGUAGAGACUUUGGGAAACACAGGGAGGGAGAAGAGUCUCCUAAAACAAGGAUAGCCUUUCGGCAUAGCUCCAUUAACAGUUUACACCCCUUGAAAAUGGUCCCUGGGGGUGAGAACUGAGAUCCCUCCAGGUUAUCAGAGCAGAGAGAAAGUAACAGUGGGGUAAUUCAUAUAAAUAAUGGAAGAACUGGUGAGGAAGGGGAAAAACUGUUUUCUGUGAAGGGAUCCUUUUGAAGGGCCAGGAUGGAAUGUGGAAAGCCGGGGAGAAAACAAUUGCUGACUAUACAAAAAAAAAAAAAAAA